UCUUGCUCUCAAUCUGAUCGAAUCAAGCUCAUCAGACCAACAACAAACUCAAAAGGACACCCCAAAGAGAGAAGGGGGGAAAUGAAACGAGAGAGGAAGUGAGAGUGAGCGAGUGAGAGAGCCAGGAGGAGUGGGGGGAGAGUCAAGAGGAACAACUACAACAACAUCAAGACCGAGAGACGGAACAGAGAACGGCACCACCAACACAGACAGAGCCCGACCAAACACAGCAGCCAGCAAGCCUCAAACCUCGCAUCACCACCUCCAUCCCCGUGGCAGCAGCAAGCCACCCGCCGCCGCCGCCGCCGCCGCCGCAGCACCAGCAGCACCAGCAGCAGCAGCGUGCCUCUCCAACCUUCCUGCCGCCCCGAGUGAAGCUCGUCCCAGCGGCAGCACGUCUCAGCAGCGGCGCGGGGAGCCCAGCUGGAGAUCGGUUUCUGCAGUACCUGCCUCCUCUCCUCCUCCGCGCCAGGGGGAGCGCGCGCGUGCGCCAGCCAAGUGAUUUUUGGUGAGUGGGUUGCAUAAGUAGAUAGGCAGGACUGGAGGCAGAGUACAAUAUUCUCUGGAUAUCCAGUUGUAGAUAAAUACAUUCUGGUUCAAUUGUAUUUACAUGGAAUCUCUUUCCUGAGAGAUGCCAACAUCUAAGCCACCAUCGGUGCCACCGGCACCAAGCCUGCAACCAUUACCAUCAUCUGCAGUACGACAGAGCAGUCGUAUUGACCUUCGUGAGAUCAAGUCCAGGAUUGUUAAGACAAUUGGGCCAGAACGAGCAAAGAAGUACUUUCAACAUCUGGAGAGAUUCUUAUCAUCAAAAUUGAGCAAGAAUGAGUUUGAUAAGCUCUGUCUUGUGGCACUUGGCCGGGAGAACCUCCCAUUGCACAACCACCUCAUCCGUUCUAUUCUUUUCAAUGCCUCUGCAGCGAGUGGCCCACCAGAAAUUAAUGCAUCUAAGAUGGCUGAGGAUGUCACCAAUUCAGAACAUACAAUGGUUCCACAGGUCUGGAAUGGUGACACUUUGAGCAAGCAUGUCAAAGACAAACACUCAUUGAGCAGAAGUGUCAACACAUUGACGCAGCAUUCAUCACUGACCCAUGGUGAGACUAUCAAUAGGGAGAAUGGUGCUCCAAAUUUGAUUGGUUUGAAGAGAUAUACUCAGCUUCGGCAAAGUGAGCAUGUGGAGCCAUUUACCAAGCGAUCAUGUAUGGGGAAGGCACCAUUGAAUUUUCAUGGCUCUCUACAUAGCAAUGGACCUUCUGCUUUAAAUGCUAGAGAAUCCUUGGGAGAAGAAAUUACACAACAUGCUCAAGUUCCGGUGCAAGCUCCAAUUGGGAUUCAGUUUGGCGCUGCUAAUUUUUGCCAGGCUAAAAAACCUUCAGCCAUUGCUUCUGCCACUUCAGAUGAUAGCUCUAUAUGUUGUUAUGACCUUGGUGAACUAUGUGAUACUUCGUCACUUAAAAAGAAAAUGGAAAAAACAGCACAAAUGGAAGGCUUGGAAGGUGUCUCAGUAGAGUGUGCUGAUUUGUUGAAUAAUGGAGUUGAUGUUUUCUUGAAGCAAUUGAUUGGAUCUUGUGUUGAGCUUGUUGGAGCAAGGUCUCAACAUGCUAAACUAAGCCAUGCUGCAUUGAAGCAGCAGCUGGGCCGUAAGCUAGUAAAUGGUGUAUCACUGCAAAAUCAUACCCAUGUGCAGGGUGGCAUUAUACCUCCAGAGACCAAGUCAAUCUCAAUGCAAGACCUAAAGGCAGUGUCAGAACUAAACCCUCGUCUGCUUGGGGUUAACGCAUCAGGGCUACUUGAAAAGAUCAAUUCACAUGACUAAUUGGAUGGAGCAAGUUGGGUUUUUUCACAUUGCAAGAUUGUACCAACUUGAUGGUGUCUCUUGCUUCAUGGCCUUUGUAUUCAGGUCAUAACUUACUGAGGGUGGUGAAACCUGGAGAAGGCAGGCAGGCUUUCUAGUUUGUACAGUAUGCUGAAUUGCUGAUAAUGCUGUAUCUGAUAUCCUGCGCAAAUUUUGAAAUAAGCAAAGUUCUGAGUAUCUUCUAGAAGGCUAGAGGCUGUAUAAUAGACCCAUCCGUUGUCUGCAUCCAAGCACCAGUAAAGAGGCACAAGUGCUUAACAGAACUAUGGUGCGCGGCUCCAAAUGAAUUGAUGAACCAUGACUCUAAUGCUGGUGUGGUUCUGCAAUUGGUACUUGGCUGUUUUCCUUGGAUGAAGUUGUAACCUGUGCUUAACUGGCCAUUUGUCAAGAACAGGAGCCUCCAGGAACCCAUGCUGAUGCCUGAUGGCACCAAAUCUGUAAAUGGGCUAACAUCCAGGAUCUGCCAAAGUCGUGUUUUAUUGUCCAUGGUGAAUGUAUCUGGCAGAGGAUGCAAAGACGGCACACGGUGGAAUUCGGUCGCCAUUUCCUUGGAGCUGGCUGCCUAUUGGAAAGAUGUGGUGGGACUCUUAUCCCCAUGGUACAGAUGAUGGGUCUCUAUUUACUCCCUAACCUGACAGUUGCUACAAAAUUGCAACCCCAGUUGUACGUCUCGUGGAGCUUCCACAUACAGAAGAAAUGCCCUCCGCUCAAGGAUCAAUACUGAUACUGACUGCUGUGCAUACAAUCAUUGUAACAUGUGUAGCAUUACUCUAGCGAAAUCAUCAGUGCAAAAAUGUGUGGUAUCAGUCAUGGCCAUGCGUAACAUGAGUGCAAAAGUUUCACAAAUGUAACAUGUUUGGCAUCAGCCAUGGCCAUUCCCCUCAAACGGCUCUCGGCCGUGAUGUUUCACGAUCACUAGGAGUUGGGCGUGAGAUGCAAGUUUCCCCGGGUUCUGUUUGGUUCUGUAGCUCUAAACUUAUGCUCUGGCCUCACCCUUGCGAUCAACUUUUGCUUGGAUGGAUAAA
This is a messenger RNA of Hordeum vulgare subsp. vulgare (domesticated barley), 2880 nucleotides long. RefSeq lists its product as uncharacterized. The transcript has 4 exons. Lineage: Eukaryota; Viridiplantae; Streptophyta; Magnoliopsida; Poales; Poaceae. Gene Ontology annotation, molecular function: transcription coactivator activity. The coding region runs from base 632 to 1816 and encodes 394 amino acids. Gene Ontology annotation, biological process: regulation of transcription by RNA polymerase II. Gene Ontology annotation, cellular component: SAGA complex. The record is from RefSeq and is a predicted model, not a curated record.